GCACUUAUCUGGGGGGGGGAAACCAUGACUGUUUUUAAAGACUGACGAUCUGUGGAACUGUCACUCUUUUUUUUUUUACUUUUGCGUUCAUCUAACGCGGUCAUUCAUUCAUUCAUCUACAAGCUGCUGCACCCACAGUCCGAGUAAAAAGACUAACCCCCCUCUCCACCGGUGAACGGUUUCUGAUCCCCGCUGGUGAAGAAUGGACACCCGGCUCUCUCUCCCCGGCUGCCCGCUGCUGGUGCUGCUCUGCGCGGCCGCUGCCCUGUCGGGGACCCGGAGCCCCUUGGCUGCUGCGGGCAGGAGCUGCGCCGACACCCGGCAGGUGUACGCGGAGAAGGGGUACGGCACAGACACCGCUCCGACGACUCAAAUCUCCGGUGAGCACCUGCGGCUCUGUCCUCAGGACUACACCUGCUGCUCCAGUCAGAUGGAGGAGACGCUGGCCCUCCAGAGCGAGAGGGACUUCCUCAAAGCCGUCGAAGACAACAGCCAGUUCCUUUUGACCACUUUCAGUCAGAGGCACCGCAGAUUCGAUGAGUUCUUCAGGGAGAUUAUAGACCUAUCAGAGAAGUCCAUGAACCAGAUGUUUACCAAGACCUACGGCCGGCUCUUCACCCAGAACGCACACGUCUUCCAGGAGCUGUUUGUGGAGCUGCGCAGAUAUUAUUCCGGGGGCAGUGUAAGUCUGACAGAGGUUCUGUCAGAUUUCUGGUCCAGGCUGGUGGAGCGCGUCUUCUCUCUGGUCAACCCUCAGUAUCAGUUCAGUGACGACUACCUGGAGUGUGUCAGCAAACACGCUGAGCAGCUGCAGCCCUUUGGAGAUGUGCCGCGCAGACUACGCGUCCAAGUGUCGAGGGCUUUCAUUGCAGCCAGAGCACUGUCCCAGGGCUUGGCUACUGGUCGGGACAUUGUUAACAAAGCAACCAAGUUGACAGCAGAUUCAGAGUGUGUGCGUGGCCUGAUGCGUCAGUGGUACUGCCCUCUUUGUCGAGGCAUGCCCUCCCUGCGGCCCUGCCACUCCCUGUGCCUUAACGUGAUGAAGGGCUGCUUAGCCAAUCAGGCCGACCUGGACACUGAAUGGAACAAUUUCAUUGACGCUCUUUACCAGGUUUCAGAGAAGUUGGAGGGGCCGUUCAACAUGGAGCUGGCAGCCGACUCCAUCUCUGUGAAGGUGUCAGAGGCCAUCAUGCACAUGCAGGAAAACAGUGUCACCAUCUCCACUAAGGUGUUCCAGGGCUGUGGAAACCCCAGGCCAGCUCCGGGGCGAUCUAAGCGCUCACCGAAAGAGGCGGGGGGAAACAGGAGGCCUUUCCGCACGUACAGCCCUGAGGAGAAACCCACGACGGCUGCAGGCACCAACCUGGACAGACUGGUUACCGAGCUGAAGGAGCGACUGCGGCCUAUGCACGGCUUCUGGGUGUCCCUCCCACACACCACCUGCAACGACGAGAAGAUGGCUGCCGACGUCACUAAUGAAGACCGCUGCUGGAACGGGCAGACUCGGGGGAGGUACCUCCCGGACGUGACGGGCGAUGGGCUCGUCAGCCAGAUCAACAACCCCGAGGUGGAGGUGGACAUCGCCCGGCCAGAUGUGAGGACCAGACAGCUGAUCAUGGAGCUGAGGGUCGCGACCAACAAACUGAAGCAUGCCCAGAGCGGACAAGACAUGGACUUCAUGGACAGUGAGGAAGGCAGUGGCUCAGGGGGUGGAGAUUAUGGUGAGAGGUACAACGAUGAUUGGCCAGGCUAUGGGCCUUACUCCCCUCCGCACAACAAGCCCCCCCGCAACCCGGCGUCCAACCCACCAAAGCCUCCCCGAGUCAGAGAGAAAGGCGGGUCCAAGUGGAACAGAAACAACGGCCAUGGACGGGUUCGUUCGGCGGCCAGUGGGCUCACCCUCUCCCUGAUGUCUUUGUUGUCUUUGCCUUUCGUGGUCACUGUUGCCCCCAUGUGGAGAUAGCUGGUUAUUACAGUGUGGAGGUGGAGGUUUUCUGUCAGGCUGGAGUCUUAAGCACAUUAUGAAAAAAAAGUCAUUCCAUUCGGUUACACCAGCAGAAAUAAAAGGACACAAAACAGGCUAAAAUCAGCAAUAAUCAAAAACCUGUUUACAGCACAGAAUUAAUAGGUUAAAAUGAAUAUUUUUCCUACUGCCCAAGCCACAAAAAAGAGGCACUGCCAGACACAGAUGAGUACAACCAAUACUUAGUUAAUAAGUGCUGCCCUUGUUUUGUGCCAUUUGUGACACGUUUGACCUGUUGUGAGUUUUGAUGCUGAGCAGUGUGCGGUGCUGGAGCACAGAGGUGUGCGCUCCAGGGGAUCUAAAGUACUACAGCAGCAAAUUGAUGAGCGGCGUCUCAUGGUGUGGUGACCUGUGGGACAUAGUUUCAGCUGAUAUGAUCCGAGGGGAUUUGUUUGCUGCCUUUCUCGCAAAAUUAAGUUGAUUAUCGAAAUAGAUUGGAUUUCAGUCCUUUUGCUAAUUUUGUUCACUUUUCAUCCGUGGAAGUAGUGAGAUUAAUCACUUGAUCAAACGUGCAUUUUUCGGCUUGGAAGUAAAAAAAAGAAAGAAAAAAAAAAGAGAGUCAAGAUUACUCUUUAAACCAAACAAGGGGCUUAUUUUGAAUGUACCUAAAAGCUCAAAUUCGUUUUGAGUUACUUGUGAUGACAAGGGGUUAAUUAAUGUAAUAUAUUGGUGUUUUUAAUUUAUUUGUAUUGUUAUAUUUCAUUGUUCUUAAUGUUAUGAUUUUAAAGGCAAAGGUUUCUAAAAGAAGUGUCUUGUCUUUAACUUUCUGUGGUUAAAAAAAAAGAAAAAGAAAAUCAAUUCCAAAUCCAUUUAUUGAUUAUUUUUGCAAACCAAUCAUUUUUGAAUAUUAAACCAAGCACAACAAAACAGUUAAUUAUGAUAUGAAAUUGAGCCAUAAGACCAGCUACAGUUUUUUUCAGUCUUAAGAUUGUGAAUGUGUGUUUUUAUUGUUUGUUGUUACAUGUUCUGGUUUCAAUUUACUGUUCUGAGGUCAUGCUGAGAAGAUGUUUUUAAUGGUGUGUUUUCUACUUAUUUUCCUAAAAGCAACAAAAGAUGAUGAAGACAGUGAGUGAGCUCCUGUGACGCAAAAAUUGGAUUGAAAGUUCGUGAAAGUCUGUGGCUCCCAAUUUUCAUAUGCUGAACAUGUUUUUGAUAAAGUUAAAAUCAGAGAUUUUUCAGGAAGAUUAAAAAAAUGUGUUUGGAGCAGUUGGUCAUCCAUGUCCAAAAAAGCUAUAAUUAACAAUUUGACAUUUUUUGGAAAAUUGAUGUAACCUCCCAUGUUUGUAUGCGCAAUAUGAGGCUACUGCCAACUACUGGUUAUCUUAUCUUAACAUAAAGCCUGGAAAUAAGGAAACUAACCUCACUGUGUCCAAAAGUAAAAAAUAUAUAUCUGCCAACCAGCACCUUAAAUUUACAAAUUAACACUUUGUUAAUCUCGCAUGUGAUUUGUUUAAUCUGUACCAGAAAGUCAGUGUAAAAACCCUAGAAUUUGGUUUAAAUGGCAGGAUCACACUAUCUCCUGACUGAGAGCUAACUCAGCACAAAACCCAGGAGGACGAGGACUUUGUUUUCUACACUACGCCUUUUAUUUUUCUGUGUGUAUCAACUAAAAGAGGUACAAUGUGUUAAUUUGUGACCUUUGGAGGUGCAAGUAGGCAGAUGUGUGUCUGAAAUGGGAUACCUCCCUCAGAAGUACCCUGUAAUGAGUGAAUUAACAUAUUACAUAAAUUCAGCCAAGGUGACGUUGUGAUAAAUCAGCCACAGCCACUGAGCCCUCGACGGAAAUGACGAUCGCGACGUAUAUAUGUGACCCGCAAAACAUCUGCCGGCUGCUUUGCUCACGUUACUUACUUAGAUUACCGUUUUUUCUUCUUUUCUGUCCGUGCCCCAAGUUGCACAACCCGGUAUUUAUCCCGCCAGUCCAAGUAGUGCACUGCAUGUUGUCGUGAUCGUCAGCGUGGAUGCACUUCUGCACUCAGAAUAGCAGAAAAGUGUGGAAGUUUAAAAAUUGAGACACAGCAUUUGUGACCUUUGGACAGAGAAAAGCUCAGUUUCCCACUGUUUCCAGUCUUCAGGCUAAGCUAACUUCUGCGAAUAAACUAAAUGAGCACAUUUCUCAAGACGUAAAACUGUUUUUUUUUUAAAAGAGGAAGAUGACUGAUGGGAUCCCAAAAGAGAACAGAGAUGGAGAUAAUAAAAAAGAAUGUAUUAAUGCUGCGAAAGGACACUUUUCUGUGGGAUGAGGGAAUUCUGACAUCGUAUUUGGUUGAAAGAGAAGUUCACUUUGUCAAUGGGCUAUUGCACCGGUACAAUACAAUACAAGAAAUUGAUCAGUUCUUCCUCUGAAAUGUCACUCCUUAAGUGAUCUGGGAAAUAUUACUUUUGACGAGCGAUCGAAGGUGGAUACAUCCACACAUUGGGGACCAUGUACAAGACUUCACACAGUAUUAUAUUGGACAUCUUCACAUGGAAAAGAAAAGUAUCUCACAGUAUUUCAAAAGCAACAGUAUUGUAAUCAUAUGUGCUUUCGAUGAUCGGCGGUCAGAUCACACCACGGCGGGGGUGGCUGCAGUGUUUCAGGUAAAUUGUUCUUCAGCACAAAACUCAUCCAUUCCCUCUACUCACACGUUCCCUCGUGGUGGAAGUUUGUCCAUGUUGUCAUUACAACUUUUUGGUAUCAAACAAGUGAUAUUUUCUGCUUCAUUAAAAAACUGAAGAAAGGUA
This is a messenger RNA of Scophthalmus maximus (turbot), 4747 nucleotides long. It is a transcript of the gene gpc2, whose product is annotated as glypican 2. The transcript has 11 exons. Gene Ontology annotation, cellular component: cell surface; synapse; extracellular region. The coding region runs from base 203 to 1963 and encodes 586 amino acids. The record is from RefSeq and is a predicted model, not a curated record. Gene Ontology annotation, biological process: regulation of signal transduction; regulation of protein localization to membrane; smoothened signaling pathway. NCBI's taxonomy places the organism in Eukaryota, Metazoa, Chordata, Actinopteri, Pleuronectiformes, Scophthalmidae.